Syngnathoides biaculeatus (alligator pipefish) is the source of this 2127-nucleotide messenger RNA. RefSeq names its product protein disulfide-isomerase TMX3-like. Gene Ontology annotation, cellular component: endoplasmic reticulum. The coding region runs from base 683 to 1936 and encodes 417 amino acids. Gene Ontology annotation, molecular function: protein disulfide isomerase activity. The transcript is spliced from 13 exons. NCBI's taxonomy places the organism in Eukaryota, Metazoa, Chordata, Actinopteri, Syngnathiformes, Syngnathidae. The record is from RefSeq and is a predicted model, not a curated record. Gene Ontology annotation, biological process: peptidyl-cysteine oxidation.
CUCGCGGUCCUUUGACGCAAAUCAGGCCCGCCCACUUCCUGUCCACGUAAGUGACGCCUGUUGCCAAUCCAAUUAGGCCUUUGAAUGGAGUUUGAUAAUCUGAUGAGAUUACAAGGGUGCGACGUCUUAAUCUGCUCGCCAUGUCGGAGCACGCUGGUCGCCCACUCAACAUGUUUGCAGGUAAAACCGCUGCAAAGUAGUCACAAUAGCAUUAUGAUCUCAUUUUAGGCUGUAUUAUUAUUCAGCCUUUACACACUCCAUCGUCCUUGUGUUUUCAUGUUCCUAUUUUAUAUCUGCAUUGUUGUUUGUCAUCUUAGUUCGGUCAACCAAGCCAUUUGGUGUCUUUUUUUUUUUUUUUGCAUGUUUUGCGUCGUGCGUUAAUGAUGUGUGUCACUUUAUGUGGAUUUGUGCGCCAGCGCUGCUGCUGUGCGUGUCGGCGGUCCCGCUCGGGGCCUUCGUGGACGAGCUGGACGACUCGUGAGUCGACUCCUUUUUCCGUGCAAUUUUCAACUGCCAGUCGCUCCUCAAACUGUUUUCCUGUCCGACAGCUUGCUGGAGACGAGACGAACCGAAGACAUUUGGCUGAUUAAAUUUUACGCCCCCUGGUGUUCAAUGUGCAAGCAGCUGGACCCGCUGUGGCACCGGAUCGGCUCGGAGCUGAAGAGCGCCGGUUCUCACGUCAAUGUGGGCAAAUGUGACGCCGUCGCUAACGCGGGCUUGGCGAAAGAGUUCAAAGUUCGCGGCUAUCCCGCCAUCUUCGUGGAAGAAGGACGUCAAAUAUCCUCACAUAGGACCCCUAACCGAAGACGCCAUCGUCAAAUUUGUUCAUCGAGUUAGCGGUCCGCUGAUUCGACCCUUGACCAGCGUGAAGCUCUUCCAACAUGCUCUCAGUCACCACGAUGUCAUGUUUGUUUAUAUUGGAGCGUCAUCACCACUCAAAGGUGUGUUCUCUGGCGUGGCUCAGGAGAUGAUCGUGUCCACUUUCUUCUUCUCCGCCGGCAGAGACGUCCUGCCCAAGGCCGUGUCGCUUCCCGCUCUCCCGGCCGUGGUGGUCUUCAAAGACGGCGGUUACUUCAGCUACAAUGAGAUGAGCGACGGCUCGCUGAAGGCCUGGAUCAAAAGGGAAAGAUUCAGCAACUACGCCAAAGUGGACAGUUACACGCUGAAAACUGGUCCUGUUGGCGCUGUUGGACGACGACGGCGCGAGCCGACAAAAUCUCCGGUACAAAAGUCUGGUGAAGAAAGUUUCCCAAGACUACAAAGAUGUCUACAGCAGAGACGUCCACUUCGGCUUCAUGGAAGGCGACGACUACAUCAACGGACUCGUCAUGGGGUGAAUACGCUGGCGUUUUUGGCGGUGUGCGACUACGCACGCGUUCGGUUUACGCGCGUUCACGUUUCUACUACCUGCCGCCGGCCUCGCCGGAGACAGAGCGAAACCUGCUGGACUUUUUGGAUCGGGUUCUGGACGGCACCAUCCAGGCGAGUGGCGAGCAAAUGUCAAGAGUUUCCGGAUUUCCGGAUUUGUCUUUUUCCUUAUUCCGCUCUUAGGCCCACGGAGGAAACACAAUCCCUCAGCGAGUCCGACGUUUCAUUUACGAAACCAAAGUCACGCUCCUGGCGCUCUUCGUUGAGGCUCCGCUGCUGGGCUGCUUCCUGCUGGGCUUCCCGCUGGGCCUUUUGGGCUCGGCGUGCUACGCGUGCCGGACGGCGCCGUCGGACCGCCGAGGCCGAAACGACGACGACCGCGGCCGGACCGGCUACUCUCGGAGACAAAUACCUGACAAGAAGUCCGACUGAGCGACAUCGGCGGAACGUCACGAGUCUCUCCCGCCUACAAAUACACAUCGGACUCACUGCGGGCCUUUCAACUUCAGCGUUUCUAGCGAGUGGAUGUGAAAAGGCUCCAAGCUCUGAGAUUCAAACAUCAGGAUGACACGAGCAACGCGUUCCUCUUUGGACGUCACGUGUUGAACAGACUCACACUUAUGUCACAUGUGUUGUCGUUUGACUGCUGCAAAGCUUUUUUUCCACUUGUUGCCAUGAGUCAAAGAUAACAAAACAUACACAAUCAUAAUAUGUAAUUCAUGUUACAAUUAUGUACGUAUAAAUCGUUUUAUUCAUUCA